AUGAUUGUGACUACAACACCCGUUUGUGCUUCUGUGUCAGGAAUGAGUAGCUCUAUGACCUGCAUUUAUGAUACUAAUUCAAAAUCUCUGACUGUUAAAAAUCCAGUUAGUUCUACAAGUUAUGGUACUUCUUUAACCUUUUCAAUAUACCCAUUCAAAAACCCAUACAAUGGCAAGAAGAAAUCUUCAUUUAAAAUCACAACUCUAGAUCAGUAUAAUUAGGAAAUUGAUACUAUCAGUGGACUUACUUUACAAGUAACUGAUUUUGCUUCUUUCAAUAGUGCUAUAAUUUAUAGAUAUGAUUAGGUGAAUACAAUCGAAGAAGCAUCAAUACUCAAUUUUGUUCUAGGUCUUAGUUUUCCAAUUGAUGCUGAUUGCAGGCUUAGAAUCGAUUUUCCUUCUGACUAGCCUGUAACUAGUGAUUUAGUGACUAUUUUGGGCGAUGAAUCUAUAGUAAGAACUGAAGGAACUACUUCCUUCACGAAUAGUGUUCAAAAUUACAUUGCAUUAGACGGAUGUCCAAAUUUUAUACAAACUACCCAGUCUUCAGGAAUGUAUCUCUACUUAGAAAAAGUAUUAAAUGCUGCCAAAGUGAAAGACACUAGUACUUUUACAAUUAAACUUUACGCACUUGAAGCUGGAGUUUAAUAUAAUAUUGCUUAAUCGACUGCUGGAUUAAUUGUACCUGCAUAAAUGCUGACCUCAGGCUAAAUUCAAAGUUUUGCAUUGAUUGCUACAUCAACUACAGUCUCUGACUCCACUCUAUAUAAACUUCAGAUUUAACCCUCUCAUUCCAUCCCAUCAAGUUCUAAAAUAAGAGUUGAAUUCCCUAUUGGUAUUUCUUUAAUGAAUCUUAUUUGUACUUUGACCAUUGUUUCUGCACCAAUUAGUACUGGAGCUGGUUGCCAUGUUGUUAGUAAUGUUCUCACUUUGACAAAUCCAUUUGGAACAUCAACCUUUACUAAAGGUGGAUCAGCUUUCUCUUUUAUGUUCAGUAACGGAGGUAAAAACCCUGACUCUGUCAGAGAUGCUGGUACAUUCACCGUAUCUACCUAUUAUACUGAGUCUAGCAUUGACUAUAUUAUUGAUUCCUCUUCUUUUACUAAUGUCUAUACUCCAACAGCUGCGAUUUUAACUGCUAUUGCAACUCCAGCUUCCUUUAUCGUUAAUAAUUCCCCAACAGACUAUACUUUUGCAAUAACUCCUGGAUAGAUAAUCCCGAUCGGAGGAAACAUAAAAAUUACUUUUCCAAGUGAGAUUACUGGAAGCUCCUUAACAAAAUGCACACUAUCAAUAGCUGGAAGUUCCCCAACUUGCACACUUAGCUAAACUUUCCCGUUAACUGUUCUAGUUACUGGUGGAUUCACCACAGCCUACACCUCUAAAACUACCGUAUUCUCGCUUACUCUUGGUAAUUUUAGAAAUCCAAGAUCAACUGCUGUCACAAGUUCUUUCUCUAUUACUAUAACUGAUUCUUAAGAAUAUGAAAUAGCAAAGUCAGCAUCUGGUACAAAUAUUUAGAUGAAUCAAGUCCCAGACAUCACAUCAUUUGCAGUAGCCUAAUCCAGUGGUAUUAAUGGUGCUGCUACUGACUAUACAUUCACAGUUACAACUCCAAUUCGUAUAAUUUCAACUGAUAAGAUUACCUUCACUUUCCCAGCAGAGAUCACAGUUCCUAGUUCAAUAACAUGUGCUGCAGUUUCUAAUAUUUUAUCAAUAACUUGCUUAUCUACUGGAAACACAGUCACUGCAGUGUUUUAAUUUUCUGGAGGUGCAUUGGUAGAAAGUACCGCUUUUUCGUUCAAGAUCUCUAAUAUCAUAAAUCCUCCUAGUACUACUCCAACAUCAGCUUUUACAUCUGUAUAAAUGAAAGAUUCAAGUGAUUCAAAACUUGCUGAAUUUUCAGGUUUUGUACAAGUCACAGAUACUACUCCAGCUACUGUCACAACAAAAAUUUUAAACUAAACUGAUAAAACUUUGAGCACUGCAACCACAUAUACAAUCACUUAUACUACCAUGAAUGCUAUGAGAACAGGAGGGUCUUUUAAGAUUACUUAUCCGACAAGUGUAAGUUCAAAUGGAUAUAUUUCCACUUGCAAUGUAAUCUACAACUCUGUAACAUAUUCUAUGUCUGGCUGUAUAAUUGAUACUUCUGCGAGAAUCAUUUCAAUUCAAUCAGGAUUUUCACAGGCCGUAGCAAAGGGAGAUAAUAUUUCGGUGUAAUUUGGACCAUUAAUUAAUCCUAGCACAAAUAAACUUACAACUAAUUCAUUUUCAAUUCAAUCUUAUACCUCAAGCUCAUAUACUUAUGUAUACGACAUGGCAACUUCAGGACUAAUUCCUGAUUUUGAAUGUACUUAUCCAUGCAAAACUUGCAACACUUUAUCUAAAACUUAGUGUCUAACUUGCAUGCCAUUUUCUACAGAUUCAGCAUUUCCUUAUUACUAUUCAACUGGUCUUUCAUGUAUAUCAACUUGUCCUGAUGGUACUUAUAAUGAUAACUAUAUUUGCAAAGCUUGUCCAACUGGGUGUAAGUAUUGCUCAAGUGAUACUGCUUGCAACUACUGUGAUACUACAAGUACUUUGCCAUACCUUUCAAAUAAUAUAUGUGCUUCAUUGUGUCCAACAGGAUAAUGCUCUUAAAAUUUUAUUUGCACAAGUUGUUCUGCAUCUCAGUUUGCUAGUAUUACUAUAGUUCCAAAUGCGACAGUAAUAAAUACAGCCGGAACGACACUCAUAAUCACAGCUUAACUAGACACAAGUGCAUCAAGUUCAAGAACUUCUUUCAAGACAGGAGAUAUUCUUUAGUUUAAUAUACCGUUCCCUGGUUCCUUUACAGUAGCUACUGGAGCAUCAUUAUGCACAGCACUUAAAGUCGGAACUAUCUCAGGGUCGCCAUCUAAGUUAGUAAUGACAGUGCAGAAUUUCAAUAAUCCAGCUUCAAGCUGCGAUAUAGCAUCUGUUUAAGCCUAGCUACUUGACAGUACAGGAACAACCUAAGCAUAAUACUAAACAGGCAGAAUUACAGGAUUUACUGGUGGUAAAAUAACAACUGCAAUGAUAAGUUCAAGUUCAUAAAUAGUAGGUUCAUCAGGCAAUACAUUGACAGUUUCUUUUGUUGUUGUUAAUCAAUUGGCAGCUGGAGGAGUAAUAAACAUGGUAUUCCCGUACUGGAAUCCUAGUUCAUCUACUAAAUUACAUAUGAUAACAUCUCCAACUUGUACAGGAGUUGAUUUCCUACCUAGAUCUUUAGCUUGUUCAUAUGAUACUACAACAUUAACUCUAUCUAUAGGCAUCACUUCAGCUGUACCUUCUUUCACAAUUAUUAGCUUUGCAGUAACAGGUUUUAGAAAUCCCUACAAUGGAGUCCCUAAAAGUGGUUUCUAUCUAUCAACAUAUGACUCAUAAAACUGCGUAGUUGAAUCUAUAGCACUAGCUAUCCAAACUAAUUCAAUGGCACAAAUUAAUAGUGGAUCAAUAAGCCGAGUAGACACUAUCUCUACAGUAGAGGAGUUAUCCACAAUGAAGAUUUCUUUUGUUCUAGAUUUACCGACAGAUGCAUCUUGUAGACUAGUUAUAGGAUUCCCACCAGAUUAGCCUGUGACUUCUGCUUUAGCAACUUUCACAGGUGGAACUAAUUUGCUAAGUACUGCUUCAUCAGCAACAAUUGCAACUAAAGAUAUAUCUACUUAGACAGCAACUAUAAAUGGGUGCUCUACAUAUGCGGAAAGUGGGCUAACCUCAACAGUCAACCUAGCGCAGCUCUUAAACACUCCUUUCAUUAAAACGACAAUGACAUUUUCACUAAAGCUGUAUUCAAUCGUAGGCAGCGUUGCCUACAAUAUAGCAGAACUUACAACAGGAAUCACAGUACCUAAUAAUAUCCUAACAACAGGAACUGUCACUGGAUUUUCUCUUACUCCUACUAUCAGUACGAUUAAUGAACAAUCUACUUAUAAACUAACUUUAAAGCCAACUCAUAGUAUUCCUUCUAAUUCUAAAAUUCGGAUCACAUUCCCCUCAUCUAUGGUCAUGACUGGAGGUCUUUGCACUCUUUCAAGUGUUUCAACAGCGAGUCUUAGUCCUUCUUCUUGUUAAAUGAGUAGUAAUGUUCUCACUUUGACAAAUCCAUUUGGAACAUCAACCUUUACUAAAGGUGGACCAGCUUUCUCUUUUAUGUUCAGUAACGGAGGUACGAACCCAAGCACAGUUUCAGACGCAGGGACAUUUACAGUUCAGACCUAUGCUACUAUUAACUCAAUCGAUUAUCCUAUAGAUGAGACUUCAUUCACAAAUGUAUUCACACCAACUGAAAAAUUAAGGAAAGUAAUUUUGACAACAAUAUCUAGUUAUGCUACUAAUGCUUAACCUUCUUCAUAUACUUUCUAAAUUACUCCUUAGAGUAAUGUUGCUGCUGGCACAAAACUAAAAUUCAUUUUUCCUUUGUAAAUAUAGCUAGCGAAUUCAGGUAUCUCUGUAUCACCAAUUACCACAACUAUUUCAGGCACUACGAGAACACUUAAUGGUUGCAUUACGACAAACGCUAGUGGGCUUGUAAAUGUAAUAUGCUCUGAUCUAUUCACAUCUGCAUUCAUUGGUGGUGGAACAGGCUCAUUCUUAAUAACAUUAGGGGGAAUGAAAAAUCCAAGAAGUUUAGCACCAACAGACUCAUUUGAAAUUUUUUUCAAAACUUCAUCUGGAGUAGAUUUAGAAGCAAUUUAAACAGGAAUAACAGCUACAAUGUUAACAUUAUCAAAUAUGAUCCUCUUUUAAGCAGUUCCAGAUAGCUUUGUGAAUGGAGCAUUAGCUACUUAUGUAUUUACUAUAUAAUCCUCAUAAGCUCUUUCCACAGGUGAUUACAUUUCAUUCUUAUUACCUACUGAAAUAAUUUUACCGGAUGGCAUAUUCACUUGUUAAGCAGUAUAAAAUCUUAUUUAAGUAUCUUGCUCAAAAAUAUCAAAUAGCAAUGGUAUUAAAGUAGUUUUUACUUUUAUUGGAGGUUAAUAGACUCAAGGUACUUAAAUUAUUUUCAAAAUUGGAUCUCUAGCUAAUCCCCCAAAUACUUAGGAAUCCUCUAGUUUCACUGCAAUAUAACUUUAUGAUAAAACUAGUAGUGCUCUUGAAGCAUUUAAUGGUCUAGCUAAAAUUACUAUGACAACUCCAGCAACAGUAACCUCUAAAUCAUUAGUAUAAGGUGUUACCUCUAGUAGCAGUGCAACUACAUAUACGAUUACAUAUACUAAUAUUAAUAGAAUGGCUGCAAAUUUUGCUUAUGAAAUUGCCUAUCCUUCAUCAGUAAAUGUUCCCAGUACUCUCACAACAUGCUAUAUCGUUUACAAUGACGUAAAGUACGGCAUGAGCUGUAUUGUAGACAAAAUUAAUUAAAAGAUAAAGGUCUAAGAUGGUUUUGGGUAGGCUGUAUCAAGUGGAGGCUAGCAAAUCUAAAUUUAUUUAGGACCAAUUAAUAAUCCUACAGACACUUAAAUCUUCUAAUCUUUCUAACUAACGUCAUACACUGAUAAUUCUUUUACCUAUAAGAUUGAUUAAAUUACUUGGGGAUUAAUUCCAAGUUUUGCAUGCGCACUUCCCUGUAAGACCUGCUCUACUACUGACAUAUCUUCUUGCUUAUCAUGCUUUACAGAUAUUUCUAGCCAAGUUGAAAAAUACUAUUACAGCAAUAAGUGUAUGCCUGUUUGUCCUUCAGGCUUCUAUGCUGGAGACAACUAAAUAUGCAAAAGGUGUGAUGAUAAAUGUUUAACAUGCAAUUAAGCUGGUAAAUGCUUGACAUGCAACAACACAGGAUUAUAUCCAAACUUCCAUUCUGGAAAUAACAUGUGCUAUGGAACCUGUCCUGAUGGUUACUAUGCAAAUUCAUAAUCCACUUGUGCUGCUUGUGAUUAAAAUUGCAAAACUUGCGAAUCUACCCCAAUGAAUUGCACUUCAUGCAAUUCAAAUGGCUUUUAUCAAUACUUAUCUGGAAAUAAAUGCUUAAGCAAUUGUCAAGCGGGACAAGUUUCUAUUAACUUUGCUUGUAAAAAUUGCUCUUCUUAAUGUGCUACAUGCUCUUCAACUCAAACUUAAUGCUCUUCCUGCUCAUCUGGUUAUCUUAUUGGAACAAAUUGUAUCGCAGAAUGUCCAUUACCAUAUAUCUAAAAAGGAUAUAAGUGUGUUGGAUGUGAUCCUAACUGUCUUCAAUGUUCUAAGACUACUGCAAAUGCUUGUGACAAAUGUGCUAAUGGAUAUAUACUUUACGGUCAGGUAUGCUACACAAAAUGCCCAGAUGGCUACUAACCCAGCAGAAAUAAUAUCUUCUGUGAAAAAACAGUCAAUUAAAUAAAUUUUGGCUAGAAUAAUGACAAUGCAGCCCUAAUUCGGGUGUCCGGCCCCAAUGCUUACAUAUAAGCAGUAUUAAGUGACUGGAUUUCAUAAAAUUAGUUAGAGACUUAUCUUAUACCAUUCUGGUGGGGACCAUUGGAAUAGAUGUCACUAGGAAGAUAAAUUUACCCAGGUUAUGGCUAGUUAUCUAGUUUACCUAUUAAUAAGAUAUAUAAUAACUAAUGA
Stylonychia lemnae is the source of this 6561-nucleotide messenger RNA. The record is from the annotation of a GenBank genome assembly. Lineage: Eukaryota; Ciliophora; Spirotrichea; Sporadotrichida; Oxytrichidae.